This is a messenger RNA of Limulus polyphemus (Atlantic horseshoe crab), 1628 nucleotides long. Its product is annotated as nuclear pore complex protein Nup153-like. NCBI's taxonomy places the organism in Eukaryota, Metazoa, Arthropoda, Merostomata, Xiphosura, Limulidae. The transcript is spliced from 9 exons. Gene Ontology annotation, molecular function: structural constituent of nuclear pore. Gene Ontology annotation, cellular component: nuclear pore. The record is from RefSeq and is a predicted model, not a curated record. Bases 206 to 1624 code for a protein of 472 amino acids. Gene Ontology annotation, biological process: RNA export from nucleus; protein import into nucleus.
ACGUUCAAGCUCGUUACCGCCAUACUUCCUCGAGGUUGUAUCAUGUAUGGGUAUAGUGAUCAUGGUGAAGCAAAAUUCGUAAUAACUAAUACUGUAAAAAUUCUGAACCAAUAGUAUUUAUAAAUUCGCUGUGGAUACUUAGGUUUCGUAAUUUACCUCAUUGAUAGGUCUAUUAAGGUUAGAUAAUCAUAAAGUUAAUUAAAUUAUGGCAAGUGGAUUUCCAAUAAGACAGAAAAGGGAAAAAAACAAGCUUCAUAACUCAAAGCCUUACGAACGUCAGAAAACAAGUGCGAGGCCUAACGUUAAGCAUGCAAGUGAUGUGACUGCUAGGGGGUCUCAGUCUUGGUUAUGGCGUAUGGCGUCAACAGUAAAAGAUAUAUUUGUACCUUCCUGGCUAAUGGGAAGUACCCAGAACUCCUUAGCCGAUGAAGACUUGGGGGUUGAGGAAAAAACAUUGAACUGGCAUGAAUCAUCAACAUUUGAAAGAAAGGCAAGAGAUAAGAAUAAUUUAGUGUUAGAAGAGAAUGAAGAAAAACCAUUUUCACAAAGUGAAUUCGCACCUCAAUCAUCUAAAAGUGUUCUAGAGAAAGCUGGGAAAAGUAAAUACCUAAUUUCAAACCAGUGGCAAAAUUUAUCCAAACAUACUUCAACUAAUCAAGAUGAAAAAGAUUAUGAUGAGACUGAAGACUUUUCUCUUCAAAACAAUGUUGAUGAUCCCUGUAAAGUACUGAGUGAAGCUUCAAAUCUUGCUGUUAAAAGAUUGCCUACCAGGGGCCAUGAAGAUGGGUCAUCUCAUCUUGCAAUUAAUGGUGAUGAUCAGUCUGACCACAGUGAAGAAUCUGGGUCAACUAGUGGCUGUUCAUCUUUACUGCCAUCUGGUGAACGUCAUCAUGUGGUAGGGUUGCAGCUGAGUGAGGCUGCUCUGGAACGAAUUCGUAAAGAACUUUCUGGAAAACGUGAUUCCACUGAACAGUCUAAGAGAAAGGAUGUUGCAGUGGAAACUGAUAUCAAUCAUUCUGUUGUUGAAAACAAUUCUGCACAAAAUCAGUCUUUAUUAUGGACCGAGAAUGUUGGUCGUCCCACAAAACGUUUAUCCAAACCACAAGCUACUGUACAAGGUCAAAGGCCAUCAUUUUCAAUGUCAAGUUUUGGGACCCCUGUUGUGCAAGGAACCACACAAUCGACUUUAGAGACCAGUUUAUAUGAUUCUCCCUUCUAUCAUGGGAAAACAACAUAUGGUGGUGCUUCUGCUUAUCGUCGUGUUAGAUUUCUAUCGUCGUUUCCUUAUAAGCCACCAAAUUCAUGUGGUCAAGUAAAAGUAAGAGAAGCCAAAGCUGCAAAAGAAGAUCUCAGCUACAUGAGUGCUACCUCUAAACGUAUCCUUCAAACAUUAGAAAAAAUGUCAACACCAUUAUCAGAUGCCAAAAAAAUUCCUACAGAAAGAAAGGCUCCAGCAGAUGUGACACUCACAUAUAGUCCUUCUAAUCUUCGGAGACGCCCAUUACUCAGUUGUAGGAAAGUUCAAGAGCCACUGAGAGGUCCCCCCGUUUCAAAUAUUCAUACACCAGCUCCAAUUAUGAAAGGAAGAAAUUUGGAAUCUCAUGUACAUAAGGUAUGUAACUAGUGAU